Messenger RNA from Periophthalmus magnuspinnatus, 2268 nucleotides. It is a transcript of the gene haao, whose product is annotated as 3-hydroxyanthranilate 3,4-dioxygenase. Bases 122 to 985 code for a protein of 287 amino acids. The record is from RefSeq and is a predicted model, not a curated record. Gene Ontology annotation, cellular component: cytoplasm. NCBI's taxonomy places the organism in Eukaryota, Metazoa, Chordata, Actinopteri, Gobiiformes, Gobiidae. Gene Ontology annotation, molecular function: iron ion binding; 3-hydroxyanthranilate 3,4-dioxygenase activity. Gene Ontology annotation, biological process: quinolinate metabolic process; 'de novo' NAD+ biosynthetic process from L-tryptophan. The transcript is spliced from 10 exons.
CCCCUUUUGCAUUUUGGACUUUUCCAGCUCACAUUGCUAACAAAGCUACCAUCCAGCAAAUCUCGAAAUCUACAACCUCUUUUGUUUCUUUAAGAUAAAUUAUCUUUAUUUUUCUCUCACCAUGACCGACAGCUCUCUUCUUGUCAAUGUAGAGAAAUGGAUUGAAGUCAACAAACAUUCUUUUAAUCCACCAGUUUGCAACAAGCUCAUGCACUUUUGUCAACUCAACAUCAUGUUUGUUGGUGGACCCAAUACAAGAAAAGACUAUCACAUAGAGGAAGGAGAAGAGCUGUUCUACCAGGUGAAAGGUGACAUGUGCCUAAAAGUGGUGGAGAAUGGGAGACACAAAGAUGUCCACAUUAAGGAGGGAGAGAUGUUCCUGUUACCAGCCCGGAUCCCCCACUCUCCUCAAAGACAGGCAGAUACUGUGGGUUUGGUGGUGGAGAGGAGGAGGCUCCCCAGUGAAACAGACUGUCUCAGGUAUUAUGUGGAGAACACCACUGAUCUUCUGUUCGAGAGGUGGUUUUAUUGCCAGGACCUGGGGACUCAACUGGUGCCUGUCAUCAGAGAGUUCAUGGCAUCAACACAGGCCAAAACAGGCAGACCAGAUCCUAAUGAGACGUUCAGGGACCCUCCGUUCCAAAUGAACACGAUGAACGUCAUGUCUCCUUUCUGUUUUAAAUCCUGGUUAAACAAACACCGUGCGGCUCUGAGAGGCGGAGGGCCCAUCGACCUAUUCGGAGCUCAGUUUGAGACAGAGGCGAUGGUGUUUGGCCCAGGAGAGACAGAGAACACGACUCGACCAAGUGACGCAUGGAUUUGGCAGCUCGAGGGACAGUCGACUGUUACUAUGAACGAGAGCCAGUUCAAGCUUGAGACUGGGGAUAGUUUAUUGAUCCCUGAACAUAACCAGUACCAGUGGCAGCGGGAUGAAGGCACUGUGGCUUUGUUUGUGAUUCAAAAUCCUGAACGCAAAAGACCAUGAACUCUGCAGAAAUUAUAUUUUUAAGCCAUCACAAAAUAUUUCAAACAUUCAAACAAAACAUUUAAGAGAAAGGUCUACAGAUUUAUCACAACAUAACACAAACAGGUUUUCAUGUUUUUCUAAUUAUGGAAAUACUUGGUUUGGUGGGAUAGUUUUACAUCAGUUAAGUGUCAGUUUGUGGGGAAAAAGUGGACAAGAGUACACAAAUACAGGAAGCAGAGCUGGCCAAUGUCAUCAACAAAGAAAAUUCCAUGAAAAUGUAGAAAACUAUUCACGCACAUUUUGGACGAUGUUAACCCUUUGGCCCUUGGUUCCUAGUAACAGUUACGUCCAACCAGGAAGUACAAUUAUUAACUUUACCAAGAACCAAGAAUGUGCUGAGACUUCCUAAAUUCUCUGCAUUUCCAUAGAAAGUGGGUUCGUCAGCAGGUGUACUCGCAGCAAAUGCCUAAAAUUGGAGAUCAAUUUUGCCAAGACUUAGCAAACCUAUCCCAAAACCCUAAACAUACGUGAUGCUAACCCUAACCCUAAUCCUAACCCUUACCUCAACCUGAUUGUGAAAAAAUAUAUAUUGACAGAAAGCACCAGUCUAACCAACACAAAGUGGCUGUUGUUUAGGAUAACUGUGUUUGUGGGAAAAUGGUGCCACACUGAUGCAUCAACAGGAAUUUUUCAAAAAGCUGAAUGUGAUUUUGAUAUAGUUUUAGGUCUAAAUUUGCUUUGUUUUGUCAAAAAGUUUUUUUUUUUUAGAAUUGGCAGGUUACAAAAUGAAUAUGAACCACAUAAAAUAAAGAUUAUCUCUUUAUUUGAAUGUGAAUGUGUGUGCGUUUGUUUUAAAUAUCCGUCUAAUUCACCUUUCAAACCCCCCUUACAAGAUAACAUAAGUUAAGGAUCCACUAUGUACCUUUUCUGUUGGGGAUCUGCAGCCUGUUUGUAUUCAAGGAGAUGUUAUUGCAAUGCCUGAAAUGUUCCACAGUACAGAAUUAAUCUUUUUGCAUUUAUUCAGUCAAUGUGUUUUAAACAGGCAUUCUUUCUGUGAGUAGGGCAGCCGCUCCACAGAUGUGACUUUCUACUUUCUCUGGUCACCUCCACUGCCUCCACGUCCAAGUUUUAACAUGUAUUUAAAAUGCUUAACCUAAUCAGAUCCGUCACAGAAAGGUGAUGUUCCAAGUGUUUUAUCUUUCAUUUGUCUCCUCCUGUCACACAACAGGCUAAAAAUAUCAGCACUAAAUCAUCAUAAACAAUGACAAAAUAAUUGUUUACAAAUAAAAUACUAAAGCAUG